AUGGAUUUCCUUGAAUAUUCUCUUCUUCUAUUGAUAAUUCUUUGUUUCACUUAUUUUAUUACAUGGUACCUCCGAAAAAGAUGGACAAAAACUUCAGCUCCAAUAUAUUGGCCAUUCGUUGGAAUGUUGCCAGCAAUUAUUUUGAAUUUUCAUCAUAUCCAUGAUUAUAUAACGAAGGUUCUUACAGAAACUGGGGGCACAUUUGAGUUCAAAGGUCCUAUAUUUGCUAAUAUGGACAUGUUGAUUACUUGUGAUCCUGCAAAUAUCCAUCAUAUCUUCAGUAAAAACUUCUCAAACUAUCCAAAGGGACCCGAGUUUCGUAAAAUAUUUGAUAUAUUGGGAAAUGGCAUUUUUAACGUUGAUUCGGAAUUAUGGGAGCUUCACAGGAAGAUCACCAUGUCGAUAAUGAGUCAUGCAAAGUUUCAAACAUUGUUAGAGAACAACAUGUGGGGCAUUAUGGAUAAACGACUUCGACCAAUUCUUGAUGUUUUUGCUGAACAAGGCAAUUCGUUUGAUUUGCAAGACAUUUUACAGAGAUUAAGUUUUGAUUCUAUCACCAAGUUGUUACUUGAUCACGAUCCAAGAAGCUUGUCCAUUGACGUUCCUCAUGUGCCAUGCGAAAAAGCAUUCACCGACGCUAUUGAUGCACUUCUAUUCAGACACAUAAUGCCAGAGAGCUGUUGGAAAUUGCAAAAAUGGCUUCAAAUUGGUAAAGAAAAGAAACUCAGUCAAGCAUGGGAGGCUUUUGAUGAGUUCCUAUAUCCUUGCAUUUCACAUAAACAAGAGGAGCUAAUGAAGAAAACGGCCAAAGACGAAGAUUUCACAUUUUUAGCUGCAUAUAUUAAAAUGUAUAAUUCAUGGAACAAAGGAGAUUUGGGUACAUUACAAAAAUUUCUUAGGGACACUUUCUUGAAUUUAAUGUUAGCUGGGAGAGAUAGUACAAGUUCAGCUCUCACUUGGUUUUUUUUGUUCUUGGCUAAACAUCCCUUAGUUGAGACAAAGAUUAGAGAAGAAAUUCAACAAAAAAUGCAUCUUAAAAAAGAUGAAAACCUCAAGUUUUUCAACAAAGAAGAAAUGCUGAAAUUGGUCUAUCUACAUGGUGCCUUGUGCGAAACUCUUAGGUUUUUUCCAUCACUUUCUUUGGAGCACAAAGUCCCACUUGCACAUGACAUCCUUCCUAGCGGUCACCAUGUCACUCCAAAAACAAAAAUGAUUAUACCGUUCUAUACAAUGGGGAGAAUGGAGACUAUAUGGGGAAAGGAUUACUUAGAAUUCAAGCCCGAGAGAUGGAUUUCUGAACAAGGAAAGAUCAAACAUGAACCAUCUUUCAAAUUUCCGGCGUUUAAUGCGGGUCCAAGGACUUGUAUAGGGAAGAAUAUGGCAUUCACUCAGUUGAAAAUAGUGGCAGCCACCAUCAUACACAACUACCAUAUCCAACUAGUGGAAGCUCAAAAUAUUUCUCCCACUACUUCUAUUAUCAUGCUAGUGAAACAUGGUCUGAAGGUUCGUGUCGUCAAAAGAGUAUAG
Nicotiana tabacum (common tobacco) is the source of this 1527-nucleotide messenger RNA. RefSeq names its product alkane hydroxylase MAH1-like. Lineage: Eukaryota; Viridiplantae; Streptophyta; Magnoliopsida; Solanales; Solanaceae. The record is from RefSeq and is a predicted model, not a curated record. Gene Ontology annotation, molecular function: oxidoreductase activity, acting on paired donors, with incorporation or reduction of molecular oxygen; iron ion binding; heme binding.